Molecule: messenger RNA, 735 nt
Organism: Chrysochloris asiatica (Cape golden mole)
Lineage: Eukaryota; Metazoa; Chordata; Mammalia; Afrosoricida; Chrysochloridae
Gene: IFTAP
Product: chromosome unknown open reading frame, human C11orf74
Exons: 7
Coding region: 1-735 (244 amino acids)
Biological process (GO): acrosome reaction; spermatogenesis
Cellular component (GO): 9+0 non-motile cilium; cytosol
Molecular function (GO): intraciliary transport particle A binding
Source: RefSeq, a predicted model, not a curated record
AUGCCUGUCCAAACAGCAGGAUUGGAGGUUAUGGAUGAAGAUGGGUUAAUUGAAGAAGUCUUGGAUAAGUUUGUAAAAUGUCAUGAGCAAACCUACGAAGAAUUUCUGAGCACUUUUACUCAUCUCUCAAAAGUGGAUAUUGGAACCCAAAAGAGAGCAUUUGGAACUGAUUCUUCAGAAAAGGUAUUUGCCUCUGUAAAAUUUACUUGUAAACCAGAACCAAAUGACUUUCAUCUUAGAAAUAAACCCAUCUUUCGUCGUACUUCAUCACAGUGUCCAGAAGAGGAACAGAUCGUGAUGAAUGAAAAUUGGAGAGUUGACAGUUCUUUUCAAGGUGAUCUGAGUCGGGCAGGAAAGCUUAAGGUAGACAAUUUCUUAGAUUUAGAAGAUUUGAACAUAGAAGAUAUUAAGCCCCAAAUAAGCAACGAUUUGCUGCUGCUCCUUCCUGGAGAAGUGGAACAGGACAUGCGCGAUGAUGCUCCUUCUUGCAUGCCUUCAGCGGGCCAGCUUCUUACCCCUGAAGUCAUGCCGAGGACCACCACAAGUGGAGCUGGCAAACCAAUGGAAGAGUGUCUGGGAGAUGAAGUUCAGCCCUUCUCACUUGAUGAAGAAUUUGAUUAUGACAAUGUGACGCUAACCCCUAAGUUCACUUCUGCAGAAAUAAACACCAUUAAACAGCUCUCUCAGAAAAAGAAUGAGAACACCAACACAGACUUAGAGGGACCCCAGAACUGA